AUGUGGAGAUUCAAGCCUUUCAUGCACAAGGAGCCAACUGGGCUCGAAGGCCGCUCCAUUGACAUUGGAAAUCUCAAGAUUCAUGUCAAGAACGCCAUUGCCGAAGGUGGGUUCUCUUGCGUUUACUUAGCUCGGGACGCUGUGCAUGUGUCCAAGCAGUACGCUUUGAAGCACAUCAUAUGUAAUGAUGAGGAGAUGCUGGAGCUGGUGAUGAAAGAGAUCUCGGUCAUGAAGUUGCUUAGAGGACAUCCCAAUGUGGUCACACUCCAUGCCCACACCUUCUUGGACAUGGGCCGCACAAAGGAGGCACUCCUUGUCAUGGAGUUUUGUGACAAGUCUUUGGUUAAUGUACUGGAGAGCAGAGGAGCUGGGUUCUUUGAUGAGAAACAGGCUCUUGCGAUCUUCAGAGAUGUGUGCAAUGCAGUUUUUGCAAUGCACUCUCAGUCCCCUCCCAUUGCUCAUAGGGAUUUGAAAGCUGAGAAUCUUCUGUUGGGGUCUGAUGGUUUGUGGAAGUUGUGUGAUUUUGGAAGCAUCUCUACCAAUCACAAGCGCUUUGAGAGGCCUGAAGAAAUGGGUAUUGAAGAGGAUAAUAUCAGAAAGCACACUACACCUGCCUAUAGAGCCCCUGAGAUGUGGGACCUUUUUCGGAGAGAACUUAUAAAUGAGAAAGUAGACAUAUGGGCUCUUGGGUGCCUUCUCUUUCGCAUUUGCUACUUCAAAAGUGCAUUUGAUGGAGAAUCAAAGCUGCAGAUCUUAAAUGGAAACUAUCGCAUUCCAGAAUUACCUAAAUACAGCUCGUUUAUCACAGAUCUUAUCAGAGACAUGCUUCAGUCGUCACCAGAUGACCGACCAGACAUCACGCAGGUGUGGUUUCGUGUUAAUGAGCAGUUACCAGUUGGUUUGCAGAAGUCUUUACCGGAUAGGCAAGCUGAAAUGAACUCUGCUGAAAAGCAUGAAGCAGGUAUUUCAAGGCCGGCAAACAAGUCACCUGCAGGGCCCCGUAGAAGCCCACCACCACCACCAACUUCAGUUGGAGAAUCAGCUAGAAAUUCAACACAAUUGUCAAAUACGUCUAAGGCAGGGGGAAGUGGAGGGCAGCUUGGUGCAUUCUGGUCCACUCAACAUGCAGAUAACUCACUUGUUGAAGAAAAUACUAUACCUAAGUUUGAUGAUGAGCCUGCUGGCCAUUACACUGAAAAACUUGAUGGGAUUCGUCUGGAAAUUCAUCCUAUAUCCAAGAACAGUGCCCCUGCAAAAGAGGAAAAUGCACAAACUCAUGCUACACGAAGAAACUCUCAUGGCAAAUCGCACAAGCCUGAAGAUGGACCUUCAAAGGACUUUGAAAUAAGUUUCUUCCCAAAGGAUACAGACCAUGGAACUGAAAAGCCAAAGGCAUCUAAAUCUCAGAGUGCAACUGGUUUCCAAGAUGAAGCAUUUAACUCUUUUGUUGCAGAGUUUGAUACUAAAAGACUCAGCAUGGGAGCUAGUAAUAACAAAUCUGGAAAAGAAGAAGCAUUAAAGGCUGAAGUAGAGAGAUUGAAAGAGCAGCUGAAGCAAGCCAAUUUGGAAAAGGGUGAAAUAACUUCCAAAUUUGAAAAGCUAUCUGCCAUCUGCCGAUCUCAAAGGCAGGAGUUACAGGAGCUUAAGCAGACGCUUGCUGCUAGAACACCAUCACCAAAUAAAGAUGCAUCUAGAAAUCAAACUUCACCUGGAAAUCUGCCAUCUGCAAAUCCUCUGCAGAGGGAGAAGAUUGAAGGAAGCUUUUGGGAGCAAGGAAAAUCUGACAGGAGUACUCCGAGUCCAGAACCAAACCCAUGGCAGCCAUUUGUAGAGGAACCCAAAUCACAGCAGCCUUCUUCAACAGAUAACACCAUGAAAAUCUGUCAGGACAAGAAACGGUCACCAGAACAAGCAGACCACUCAAAGAGUUUUACUGCUGUGCCCACUGGAAGCACACAGAUUUCAAGACCUAUGGGUGAAGGAAAUAAUUCUCAGCGCUUUGGCGAGGCAAAGGUUAUGGAGAGCAAGCCAGCUUCUCAACCUGCUGGAUGGGCUGGUUUCUAA
Prunus armeniaca (apricot) is the source of this 2064-nucleotide messenger RNA. The record is from the annotation of a GenBank genome assembly. Lineage: Eukaryota; Viridiplantae; Streptophyta; Magnoliopsida; Rosales; Rosaceae.